Molecule: messenger RNA, 6630 nt
Organism: Megachile rotundata (alfalfa leafcutting bee)
Lineage: Eukaryota; Metazoa; Arthropoda; Insecta; Hymenoptera; Megachilidae
Gene: drm
Product: odd-skipped family member drumstick
Biological process (GO): regulation of transcription by RNA polymerase II; embryo development
Cellular component (GO): nucleus
Molecular function (GO): DNA-binding transcription factor activity, RNA polymerase II-specific; RNA polymerase II transcription regulatory region sequence-specific DNA binding
Source: RefSeq, a predicted model, not a curated record
GCGUCGUCGAAGGAUUUGUGAAUAACCGCGCUGCUAUUCGGUGACUGGCCAGACAAGGACACCGCAGAGACAGAAAGAGAGGGAGAGAUCGAGAGAGCCAGGAUAAGAGCACUUCUUCCUCCUCUUUUAGCCUUCUCUUCCUUUUCCUUCUCUUCUGCUCCCGUUCCUCCUCCGCGAUUCCUCCAGCGCACCUCUUCUACUACCACCACCUACCGGCUGCGCUGUUCUAAGGAAGGAAGAUCCUGGAGCGUUUCUGGUAGAAUCGAGAGAGGCUCACACGAACAAACGACAACUGGUGGGCAUCGGUGAGUCGGUUCGGUAGGGAGGUGUCUCCCGGUCCUCCAACCAGAAGAAGCGAGACGACGACGACGAAGGAGACCUUUGGCGGUUACACACCGCGUCCUACCGUCUUCUGGUGUGCCUACCUAUUCGGGCUACCAGCGAACCGAGCGGGCAAACGGAGCUUCAGUCGACGCCGCGCACCCAAACGGUCCAGACCUGUCAGCCCGGAAGACAGCAUCCCGACACACGUUCGAUUCUGAAUCGACUUCUCGAAAACGAGUUCCCGCCUUGUCUUUCGCUUGUACGCGCUACGAUUUCGGUCCUCGGUUCGGGGAAUUCCACGGAACACGUUUACUUCUCUGGAAAGCGGUCAGAAGUAGCCGGCGUCAGAGGGAACUGCGGUGCCCGCGUGGUGGCUUCAACCGGUAGAGAGAAAGAAGGGUACACGAUCGUGUUCCCGCGAGGAGGUACAGGCAGAGUGAUCUCACUCGCAGGAGUUAGCCGGUCGGGACUAGGUUUGCGCGGGAGGAGAAGAGCGACACGAGCAGCAAGAGAGGGACCAGAAGGAAGCCCGUGAAAGAGCGAAAAACGAGCGUACGCGAGGGACAGAGAAGCGUAUAGAGGUAGAAUCGGGUGGAGGGAGUGACUCGAGGCGUUAGCAGGACCGCGAGAGAGAGGAGGUAGAGGGAAAGGAGACAGAGAGUCGACCAAGAGAAGGAGCGGUGGGAAUUUAUAAGGAUGUUCGCGAUAAUGCCGAUGGAGACAGAGGGGCACGGCAGGGAGUUCGGCCGCCGGCAGAAGAUGCGCGCCAAGUGCACGGUAGAGUUCGUCUGCAAGUACUGCCAGCGGCGCUUCACGAAGCCCUACAACCUCAUGAUCCACGAGCGCAGCCAUAAGGACGACGUGACCUUCACCUGUGAGGUCUGCGGAAAGUCCUUCAAGCGGCAGGACAACCUCAAGCAGCACAGAUGUGGGUGGCGGUGAGCGGGAGCUCUGAAUCUCCUGCACCUUGACACACACACAAUGCACACGCAACAACAUCAACAUGAUCAACAAAAAUUAUUCAAACAUCAACAACAAUCUAUAACAACAAAAAUAUUGCUAUCCAUAUACUUCCAUUUAUUAUUAUCUCUAUAUAUAUUUUGACACGAUUCUUUCACUUCUCCAUUGUUCUGUCCUCUUCUUUUUCUUGGAUACUCGCUCGAAGUCUCCCGCAACCACGAAGACAAGUUCGGUUCUCGUGCAUCGUGUACCGCCACCACGACAGAAAAAAAAUACAAAACAAAAAAAGAAAAACGAACGGAGGAAAAAAAAAUGAUACGCUCAGCAUGCUUAACUCUCUACCACGACCACCACCAUCAACCAUCUCUUCUUUCGCUCUUCUGCUACGAUCUACGAUCGCGUUUAUCGCCUUCUACUAACACAGAGCCCGCACGAUAUUCCCCCCGCACUCGCGACACGUGGUGGAAUUGAUUUGCUAACCAGGAGGAGAAAUAAGUUAGAGAGGAAGCUGAUCAACUCUCAAGUGUUUACUUUCCUCAUCUUCCGAUUUCGACCAUCUUUGUUCCAGGAGCAUACACUCUGUUCCCUACAAGGGCUCCAACGGCUACUCAAAUGGCUAUUCGAAUGGCUACUCUAGGUACUAGAAGCCAUCCGGCCAACUAAUUCAUCCUAUGUAAUCCCGUAGACGCGCGUUUCGCUCUUUUCUUAUUAGGUUACUCUGGUUGCGAUCGGCACUGUUUCAAUCAGUUUUUGGAAUUUCUGUACAUUUCGAAACCUUGCUAUGGCUUCAGAUCUGUUCUUAAACAAACGCUACAACCUCGAAAUAAAUUCAUCGCGACUCGCGACAUUUGGAUAGCUCGUGAAAAUUGUAGAACAGCAAUCAUGUAACCUUUCGACCCCUUUGGGGAUGAAAUUUUUCUGACUCAUAAAAAAUUAAAUAAUUUUCUACCACAAUUUUUAUUCGUCACAAAAUAAAUAUUUGCCAUUAUCUUUCUUUUUUGUAGACUUCUUCAGCAUGUUUUCAUCAUCCCCAAAGGGUUAAACCUUUUAUCAAAAUUUCACGAGUUUAAUUUUUCUAAAAGAUCAACAAGAUUAAGGUUACGUGAUUGAACUUUAAUAUUAUGUAGUUGAACCACAAACUUCUAGAUUAUGUUGAACUUAUAUAUACUACUCAUUUGUAAACUUAUUGAUUAUGUUGUUCAUCUGUGAACUUAUAGGUUAUGUAGUCGAACUAUGAACUUAUAGGUUACGUUCAUUCGUGAACUCAUAGGUUAUGUUGUUCAUUCGUGAACUCAUAAGUUAUGUUAUUCAUUUAUGAACUCAUAAGUUAUGUUAUUCAUUUAUGAACUCAUAGGUUAUGUUCAUCCGUGAACUUAUUUAUAGUGAACGUAUAGGUUAUGUAGUUGAGUUUAAGAAACAGUAUUCUCUAGCCACGUUCUUUAACAAUUUUUGUUAAACGACACGAGUGAAUGGAUAUAUUUUGCUUAUUGCUGAAGCUGUCUUGUUCUGAGAAAUAAUUCAAUAUCAUUAUUCAGAUAAAUUUCACUUCUUGCUGAACUAUGAACAUCAGCUGAAGAAUACAUUGCUCGAAAUCGUACUUGAAAUCGAUUGCCAAAAUUUAUAUUUGAAUUAAAAGUAUAUUUAAAUAAAAUUAUGUCAAAUAGAAUGAAUAUUAAAAAUGAGCAUUAUAAAUGAAUGUAAUGAAAUAAUAUUGAGAAUGAACAUUAAGAAUCAGCAUGAAAGAAUUAAUAUUAAAGAAUGUAUAUUAAAAAUCAAAAUUAAUGAAUACUAAAAAUGAACGUUAAGAAUGAACCUUAACAAUGAAAAUUCUAAACGAAUGUUAAAACAUUAAGAAUGUUAAAAGCGAUAAAAAAUUAGAGUUCAGUAUUUCGACGAACAAGAGAGCGAGCAACGUGAAAUAUAGAAUAGAAGGUUCUUCGAGAUAGAGCACUGAUAAAAAUGAAGUGUUACGUCGAAAUUCCGAGAACUUCUUGAUCCGACCACGCGCCUAUCCUACUCGAUGUCCGUCUGUCGGUUCUCCGAGUCGAUUAAUUAUCAGCUCGAAACGACUUAACGCCAGCCUACCGAGUCGCAAAGGGAAACAGUUCCGUGGACACUAAUCGUCUCCUCGCCUAUUAAACCUCGCUUCUCGCUCCUCCAUUCCGCUUCUUCGAUUGUUUCGUCUCAAAGCUUUUGCCACUUUCCUGUAUUCCGAGCCUAGACACCUAGACGUCAGCCACAGCAAGUCAUCGAAACUGAUCGCGACAAAGACAUCGAGAGACAGAAACAGCCAGAAGAGUCAUCCUAGAGAGCCGAGUCACAAUUGCUGAUGAAGUUGAUCCAGUACACUAAGGACCUGUCUGCGACCUUUGUGGACCUGUCCGAGACAUUUGUGGACACCCAAGACCUUUGUGAAUCUUCUGAAACCUUGUGGAUCCGUUUGAGAGCUUAUGGAUCUGUCUGAGACCUGUAGACUUCUUUGAGACUACGAGGAUUUACAACUCGUUCACACGCUGAUGAAAGAGAACGCGAGAAACUGGUUCAUUACAAGGUGUUUCAAAAUUGGGCUGACGAGUGGGGACCAAGUUGCAUAAGACUGUGGAAAAUGAAUGAACGGACAGGGAAAUCGUUAUCGGCAACAGGAUGGACGACAACGAGUACCCAACCAGUUUGGUUAUCUUGAAGAAUCUACCCGUCCAUAGUUCCUGCUUUCUCCUACACCACGUAACAAGUUAAUCGUGGAAAACAGAGUCAACGAGAUGCCAUCCAUGGGAAUGAAGCAAUCAGGCCAAGGUCGAGGUUGCAUCUGGCUCUCUCUUCGCGAUCGAACCCUUCGAAGAUUUUGAGCGACCUUGAAACUCUCCGGUUCCCGAACAAGUUUCCGCGUGAACAAGCAGCAGAAUGAUACAUUAGUCUUAGGAUCUAAUUACGGGCAGAGGUGACAGAGAAUUUGGAGCAAGACGUCAACCUCCGAGAGAAGGAAAUUUGAAUACGAAAGGGUAGCCGAUCGAGACGCCCGGAAGCGGUUAAUUUGAAUUCGAAGGAGAAAGAAUGAUCCGUGUCAACACCGUAAUGCCAGGACCCCGGGCUAGAAUCCCAAAUUGGACCGCGUAAUAACCCGGUUCAAAAGUAGCUACCGAAGAGCCGAUGCUACCGUGAAACCACGCCCAGGCCCGGAGCGACGUCCGCGCGGGCAGCUGCAGCUUUCGAGGGCCAAUUCGACGCGAUUUAUCAGCGAUCCGUGAAAAUGUAUCGGCGCGUGGUGCACGUGGAAAUGGAUCGACGUUGUUGGAGAGCUCGCCGUUGUUGGAGACGCGACCAGACGACCUUGGAAACGUGAAACAAGGCGGGUCCGCUGACGCAAAUACCAGUCAGCUGGGAUCGAUUUCCACUGGAUGAACCGUCCGCUCCAAGUGUCUCUUCGAUUUCGCGCAGACCGAGCGGGAUCGUUCGAUUAGAAUGGCAUGAUUGAUCAGCUCGGUACGUUUCCCGGCCAUCCGUUGGUGACACCAUAUAUCCCCGAGACUUUCUGCGGGCUACGUCGGCCGGACAUCGGCGUGGAAAAGUUACUUCUACCCAAAACUGUGAACCGAGCGCCUCUCACGGCGAUGACGAACGACGAACAUGGCGAACUUGAGGUUCAGUAACUUUUUUCUUUCGUUAACUUUUUUCGAAAAUUCGGUUUUGUAUCUGAGAGAGAGUGUGGAGAUUUUAUCAAGUUUUUUGAGUUUGUUCUAAAUUGUCAUUUCUUGAUGGGCGAUCAAAUCAUUGGAGCUACAGUGCAAAUGUUCUUCCUGUAUUUUUCGAUUGAUUGUUUGUAUUAUCACUGGGUCUAAUAAUUCAGAAAUAAUAAUUCAAUAAAAGCAGACUUUCUUUUUAAGGUGACUCUAAUAGUUUGAUCAUUCUUUAAUUUAUGCAAAAGAUGUCCUCUGUACUUUUUAAGUAAAAUUGAAUGUAAACAUCAGAUAGAGAAUAUGACAGCUCCAUAAGGCCUUACAAAAGGUUCAGAUUUAUAGAAUUUUGUAAAUGCACUAUUUAAAAUAAUUGAAGAAAUUUUUAACUGAAUAUAUCUGAAGAUAUGAACAUUGAAUGUUUAGUAUACUAUUUUUGUAUCAGAUAUAUAAUUCUGUAGAAUUGUUCAAAGAGAUAACUCAGCUAAAAUUUGUAAUUUUGCAAAAAUAUUUUAAAAUAUAUUUCUAUAGUGAAGUAUUUAUAAUUGAGUUAUCUGAAUGAAUAUUCCAAUAAUUUAAUUAAACAAUUCAAUUGCAUUAAGUAGUGUAUAAAUCUAUUCUGAAAACUGUAUGAUUGAGGAUUCGUACAGGAUUAAAAUUAUUUAAUCCCUCCAGCUGAUAAUUAGCAAUAAAAUUUCUAGUAGAGUAAAUAAAAAUAUAGAAAUUUGAAAGUUUGCAUAUUUUCAAAAUUAAAAAUAAACGAAAGUUGUAUGAAAUCAGCAACAGGGAUUAAAGAAUUGACAGCCAUUUUUGAUGGAAACUAACCUCAAAAGAAUCGUCGUGCGUCACGCUGUUCCUACCGAGAAAAAACAAACCCUCCGCAACAGUCGAAACAACUAUUUUUCUUUCCGUCACAAAACCGCUCGAAAUUAUCCACACUCAACUCAAAAUUCGCACACGCAAUACGCGCAGUCUUGUAAAAAAAAUUCGAUGUAUUACGGUGUCUCAGCUCUGUACAUUUUUUGUUCAUCUUCCCGUUUAGGAGCGCGUGUAUUAUUCGCGAGGCUAGUUUUAUAGUCUCCUUGUAAAUUAAACGCGAUUAAUCUGUACACACGUCGACACACGUACACGCACACAUACACUUACACAGCAUGGAUGCGAAGCAAAAAUAAUUGUUUAAACGACCGGACUUCGAGCUGCGGCGUCUCGAAGAUCGAUUCGAGAUCGAUAAUGCUGACCAGCUCGAAAAGUCCACGGUGACGACUUUGGGAGCGAAAAAAUGAAGAGACAUGGCGGCUCGAUCGCCGAACACUAGUGUUUCCUCUGUAUGGAAUGGAAAGGAGUAAGGAACAGUCGUGCUUUGUACAUAGCUUAAAAAAUUACAUAUCGCUGCGUCUUUGAAUAUACUAUUGCGGGCAAUGCGAUUAUCACGAAACGUAUUAUUAUUAUUUUAAUAAUUAUUUUUAUUAAUAUUAUUAAUAAUUAUUUUAUGAACGUUAUCGAAAAAAAAAGAAAUAGUCGUUAGUCAGUGUGCAUCGUAGCCAUCGAUAGGCAUCUCGAUCCUGUAGAGCUGUAUCACGUUUUACCGAUUAAUAGAAGUGAUAAUAAUGUUAUUAUAUAUAUAUUUUAUAUAUAUUAUAUUAUAUAUUGUGUUAUAUUAUAAAUUAGACGUGUA